AUGGAGUCUUCACCCAUCGUGAAAGCUCACGACCACGCUGCCGCUGCCGCAGUUGCAACUCGCCAGUCCGCAGACACGACCGUCGCCAUAAACGAGCAUACUCUUGCAGCGGGUGAAUUUGCCAAUGCCGCCCGAAACACCACCAGCGUAGAAGCCCUACGCACGUUGAAACUUCUCGAGGAGCACCACCGACGCCUUGCCGAGCUGCUCAACCUCCACCCCGAACCUGUAUCCCAGAACAGUGAGGAAGAUGUAAAUGAGAAGACGUCUCAGGAUGAAAAGGGGGGCUCUACUACCCAGCAGUCCGGCAAGAAGAUGCCCAGUCUCACGCAGAGGGCCUAUUCGAGCCGAGAAAUGUCCUCUUCGAUUGCUAGUAAUCUGGCUUCUGCGAGAGGCAUUCGUUCCAAGUAUCGCGGGCAGCCUCUUAGCCCUAGUGUGUCCAACGACCAGGCUCCCGGAAACGUUGACGCGCAUCCUCGCCGAGACGGGUCAAAGUCCAAGAUGCAGAGCAUCAUUGAUACGCAGCCCGGUAAACCAACUUGGGUUCCGCCGACGACGAACCCCCGAACCGAGUCUCGCACCAACAAGAGCGCCGCUUCUUCGCCACGAGUCGACCAAACACCUGCUUCUGCUGUCACAAACGAAGACGUAGGCUACGCUCGAUUCUACAACACGUUUGGUAGCCUCAUCAACAAGAUCUCUGCGCCGCUCGCGUUCGCAGGUCUCCCCUUGAUCCAAGAAGAACCCACGCCAGAACAGUCCACUGUAGAAUUGCCCGCUGAGCCGUCUCCAUCGAAACGCAAGUCCUCCCGCCAGCCACCAACAUCGCUCAACCUCGAUCCAGACCUAUCAAAGAUCUACUCAAAGGCAACGAUGCGAGCCCUCGCGCGGGAGGGCCACUCAACCAACGAUUCGUUCUACGUCGUUCCAACGACCGGCCACACCAUGUCCUACGCCAACAUCCUGACCUAUGCCGAGAAAGAGAAACGUCGUCUCGGGGCAUCCCUCCACAGCAGCGACUCCGAGCACCCUCACCUGGACGAAGAAGACGACGACUUUGUAGAUGCCCGCGAAACUCCGGUCCCCGUGUCCUCCGACGUCAGACGCCUUCGUGGCUUGCUGUCCAAAACAGAAAAGGAUCUCCGAAAUACGAUUGAGGAGCUCCUUUUGCAGAACAAGUCUCUCAAAGACACUCUGGAUGUUGUUUCGAAGCGCCUGCACGCAUUUGAAGCCAGCUCGCAGCAUUCAGCCAUGGCACUCGCCGAAUCAUACCGCGUAAUGAGACCAGACUCGCCGAAUGCAGCUCCCCAUCCAGCAAAGUCAUCUGGAGAUGAGGCGCUCCAAAAGAAGACGUCCGACAUGGAGGAACAGUUAGCCGCGGCACUGAUACAGAUGGAACGGCUGGAAAAGGAUAACCGCAAGAUGCAGAAGACGUUGGAAAAGUACAGAGAGAAAUGGGAGGUGUUGAAAGCAGGAGCCAAGGCACGAAGGGAGGGUAAAUCCGGCGAAGGAGAUGACAUCUAG
Messenger RNA from Pochonia chlamydosporia 170, 1524 nucleotides. RefSeq lists its product as hypothetical. The record is from RefSeq and is a predicted model, not a curated record. The transcript has a single exon. The coding region runs from base 1 to 1524 and encodes 507 amino acids. NCBI's taxonomy places the organism in Eukaryota, Fungi, Ascomycota, Sordariomycetes, Hypocreales, Clavicipitaceae.